CAGACUCCCCCUGGUUGACUCCAGUAUCUGUGCAAAGAUUGUCAUUUUGGAUUUUUUGUAAGAAAAAAAAAAUCAACCGGGUGGUGGUGGCGCACGCCUUUAAUCCCAGCACUCGGGAGGCAGAGGCAGGCGGAUCUUUGUGAGUUCGAGGCCAACCUGGUCUACAGAGCGAGAUCCAGGACAGCCAGAGCUACACAGAGAAACCCUGUCUGGGGCGGGGCGGGGGGAGAAAAAAAGAAAAAAAAUCUAUGGCAGUCACGCUGUGAGACUUAAAGAGGCUUUCUGAUCUAGGACUCCCUCCUGCGGCCCCUAGGGGUUGGAGGUAGACUGGCGUCACUAGGACUUGGGCAUUUUAUACAGCACCCCCAAAUACAGCGACGUAUUUGAAGCAACAAUCCCCAAAGUCUGAGCUCACUCAAGAACCCCGGACUCAGAAAAGACGAGUCCUAACACCCUAGUGUAAAAAAGUCACAUUCUUGGGAACUGAAAAACUACCCGGAAGCCUUGGCAUUAGGUCCUUCCGCUGUACAAAGGCCUCGGGGCCCCGUCUUCACCUCCUCGGGGGUGAAGGGCCUUUGAAGGUUGCCAAUCAAAUUGGGGAGCUCAGAUGUUGCUUUAGGGGGGCAGUUUGGCACAGCUCGAAGAUGGAACAUGGGCAGAAGAGCAAGGGACUCUUGCACAAGCUUGGUGAUCGAAGCCCUGAGGAGAGAAAAGUGACGGGCGACGACCUGAGAAGAUAUAGGAGUCCACCUGAGUUGCUGGAGAGGAGCAGCAGGGGAAGAGGGUAGACCAGCCAGAAUUCCCGGGCCACUUCCCGUGUGAGGCGUGUGAGACAGCAAGGUGCGGGUGGCUCAAACAGCGAGUCAGUUUUGCUUCAGGGGUACAGAACACUUCCCAAGAGCCCGUAGGUAAAGAAUGGCUUGGCCCUACCCAACUCAGCAAACUGAGGGGCCCCAAGGGUAAAGCUGUAAAGCUGUAGACUUUCUGCACACCAGCCAGCCUGAAGAGGGCGCUGCAGGGUGCUGCGUGGGGGACCAAGCUCUGGCCCCCAUACAUUGGACUUUCACAGCGAGGAUUCAAGUUGGCUUAAGCGUGGUUUUACCCAGAUGCCUGGCUGUUCCUGGAAAGUUGGUUGGGUUUCCUGCCUGAGAGCCGGGGCUAAGCAGGAGGGCUGGCCUUGGAUGCCAGGCCAGGCUGUCAGCGGGAGGUAUGAGGCAGGUGCCCUUUGGAAAUCGGCCCUCCCGGACUUCUAGACCUCGGCCGACCCUGAUGGAAGGAAGAGGGGGCAGGGCCCAGUAGGACACGUCUGUUGUUGCUGCUUUCCAGGCUGUGUGAACUGCAGGGCUGUCAGAAAACAAUCUUAACCUGUUUCCUGGAGCAUCUGAUUACGGGACUGGAGCUCCGAGGUCAGGAACAACGUAAAUGGCUCGACUCCCUGUGGGCAUCCGCUUCAUCAUCGCCUUCUCCAGGGAUCAGUGGUACCGGGCCUUCAUUUUCGUGCUGACAUUCCUGCUUUACGCCAGCUUCCACUUAUCCCGAAAGCCUAUCAGCAUAGUGAAGGGCGAGCUCCAUAAGCAGUGUGCUGCAGGGGAUGAGCCUGAGCCCAGAUUCAGUGGCCGGAGCAGCAGUUCCAGGCAUGGCCCCACCCACUGGCUCCUGGACAACGAGACCGACUGUGGCUGGGCCCCUUUUGAUAAGAACAACUACCAGCAGCUACUUGGAGCCCUGGAUUACUCCUUCCUGUGCGCCUAUGCCAUUGGGAUGUACCUGAGUGGCAUAAUAGGGGAACGCCUGCCGAUUAGGUAUUACCUGACAUUUGGGAUGCUGGCCAGUGGCGCCUUCACAGCCCUGUUCGGCGUGGGCUAUUUCUAUAACAUCCACAGCUUGGGAUUCUACGUGAUGACCCAGAUCCUUAACGGGCUGGUGCAGACCACAGGCUGGCCGAGUGUCGUCACGUGCCUCAGCAACUGGUUUGGAAAAGGAAGGCGUGGCCUGAUCAUGGGGAUUUGGAACUCCCACACCUCCGUGGGCAACAUUCUGGGGUCCUUGAUUGCCGGCUACUGGGUGUCCACAUGCUGGGGACUGUCGUUUAUCGUGCCCGGGGCCAUCGUGGCAGCCAUGGGGAUCGUGUGCUUUCUCUUUCUCAUUGAACAUCCGAAGGACAUCAGGUGCUCCUCCACCCUGCCCACGCAUUCCAAAGUCUCUGAGAACGGAAUCAACAGAUUUAGACUGCAGAAGCAAACCACGCACACCGAAAAGAACGGACCUCUGGACCCAGAGCUGCAAUGCUUACUGCUCUCUGAUGGGAAGAGCCCCCUCCACCCGAGCCACAUCGUUGUCCUUCCCGGUGACGGCAGCGGCAGCAUGGCGGCCAUCAGCUUCACAGGAGCCCUGAGGAUCCCGGGCGUGAUUGAGUUCUCUCUGUGCUUGCUGUUCGCCAAGCUGGUCAGCUACACAUUCCUGUUCUGGCUCCCGCUGUACAUCACCAGUGUCGAUCACCUGGAUGCCAAGAAAGCUGGGGAGCUGUCCACACUGUUUGACGUGGGCGGGAUCUUCGGUGGGAUCCUAGCAGGUGUGAUCUCCGACCGCCUGGAAAAGCGAGCCUCCACCUGCGGUCUGAUGCUGCUGCUGGCGGCACCCACGCUCUAUGUCUUCUCCUCCGUCAGCAAAAUGGGACUGGAAGCCACCAUCGCCAUGCUGCUCCUCAGUGGGGCCCUGGUCAGCGGGCCCUAUGCACUGAUUACCACGGCCGUCUCUGCAGACCUGGGGACUCACAAAAGUCUGAAAGGGAACUCUCACGCCCUGUCCACCGUGACGGCCAUCAUCGACGGCACUGGGUCUGUAGGAGCUGCCUUGGGUCCCCUACUGGCGGGGCUCAUCUCCCCUUCAGGAUGGAGUAAUGUGUUCUACAUGCUGAUGUUUGCAGACGCCUGUGCCUUACUGUUCCUGAUCCGCCUCAUACACAAGGAACUGAGUUGUCCAGGGCCGGCUGCAGGGAUCCAGGCUCCGCUGAAGGAACACUGACCGUGAGUCCUCCGGAGUGCCCGGGCCCGUCUUAGACACACACACUGUCUUUGGAAAAGCUGAAAGGAAGGAUCCUGUCAUAAAAAAGAAAGACUCGCCUUUGCACGUGCAUCUGGGAGCGACUCACAAGCUACCCUGAGACUUGCUGGACAGACAGACAUGGAGCUCAGAAUGACAGUGGGGAGCCUGCCUGGCUGUGUCCCACUGCCUUAAUGGGCCAAGGCCCAAUGACCCAGCCAGCCCCAGCCUGGCAGGUGCGUGGUGCCCGCUAGCCACUGAACUCUAGCCUGUACAGUGCCAGGAAGGACUGGCCUGCAGCGCCCAGGCAGCCCACCCCUCUCAGGUACCCAGUGCAGAAUGUUUAUAGCCUGUGAGCCCAGGCCAUCCCACUCUCCUGUGUCCUGAAUGUGCAGGGUGAAAGGACAGGACAUGUCACAAAUGUCUCAUCAAGUAACCAACAGUAUGAGAAAGCCCAAUUACAGACAGAAACUGAGAUGGAGUCCACACCCAGCAGUCACGAAGACCCAUGCUCGGUACCAACCAGGAAACUGGUCAUGUCAAGAUGUGAAUGAGUGUGAAGCAAUAAGCCCCCCAACAAGACGGGGGCGCUGGGAAGGCCAGUCCCAAAGCUUGUGUCGUGGUCCCCUGCAGGACUGAGAGAGCACAGAAACUGGGGAGGGGGCUUCAUGGGGUACCAGAAGCAAUGGGUCCCACCCAGCCGUCCCUCUUACCCCAGACACCUGGGCUGUUUCUAGACCCACAGGGAUUAUUUAUUUUAAAUGUAUAAUGUGCUAUAUAGAUUUUAAGAGAUAUAAAUGGGGUUUUCUUAUUUAUUGAGACAAACUAUGAUUGUUCUGUGGCCAUUUGUCGUCUUGGUUGUAUGUAUCUGCUCUUUGAAAUAAAUGAGUUUUUAUUUUAAAAAAUG
Molecule: messenger RNA, 3949 nt
Organism: Peromyscus californicus insignis
Lineage: Eukaryota; Metazoa; Chordata; Mammalia; Rodentia; Cricetidae
Gene: Slc37a1
Product: solute carrier family 37 member 1
Exons: 20
Coding region: 1423-3024 (533 amino acids)
Biological process (GO): glucose-6-phosphate transport; phosphate ion transmembrane transport
Cellular component (GO): endoplasmic reticulum membrane
Molecular function (GO): glucose 6-phosphate:phosphate antiporter activity
Source: RefSeq, a predicted model, not a curated record